CUUCCUUUCUUCCUCCUUGCCGCAUCUUUUCCUUUCUCUUUUCUCCUCUCGAUCUAUCUGUGAACGACAACCCACAGUAGAGAAAAAAUCCUAGAAUCUUCUUUCCAUCGAUUGUCCUCCUUUUUUUUUUGCUUGUGAUCUCUACUUCUCCUCCAUCCCUCGUUUUCUCUCCCAUGGCUUCUUCCUCCGAUAUGGAAGAAACAGAUCAGAAAAGCAACUAUCCGGGGGUGGAAGAAAAGGGGGUCACGUGGUGGCCUCGGGUGUUGACGGAGGUGAAGGGAUCGAUCGCCAGACAAGUAGGGAGAGGAGAUCUGGGUAGUAGAGAAGCGAAAGACAGGAAGAAACCAGAUCUGGGUAGGUAGUCGAUUUUUCGUAUCCCUAUUUCUACUCGGGCCGCGGGGAAUCUGCUCUAGGCGCGCCAAGACAAACAGAUCUGCUCUUCCGAGUAGAAAAGCGAAU
Messenger RNA from Linum tenue, 459 nucleotides. The record is from the annotation of a GenBank genome assembly. Lineage: Eukaryota; Viridiplantae; Streptophyta; Magnoliopsida; Malpighiales; Linaceae.